AUGACAGAGAGUAAACGAGAGCCGCUAUCAGAUUCAGAAGAGGUCGACCAAGUCGCUACUAAAAAACGAAAGCUCCAACUGGAAAAUAGCCCUGAAAAUAAUGCCUGGGUCCCUCCAUCGAUUACAGAGAUAAGCGAACCGUUGAACUUCGACUCUUCUACAUACCAUUCGGCCAUUCCACGAGAAAUUAAAGCACAUAUGACAGAUCCAGUGGUACUUGGGGUCGACGAGGCCGGAAGAGGACCCGUAUUGGGUCCCAUGGUCUACGGCAUUGCAUAUUCGCUCGAAUCCUACCUGAAAGACUUACAAACAAAGUACGGGUUUGCCGAUUCCAAGACGCUUAAGGACGACAAAAGACGCCAAUUGUUCCAGAUGAUAGAAAAUGACACCCACGAGUUACACGGGCAUGUUGGGUGGGCUACCACCACCAUGACAGCCAAGGACAUCUCGAGUGGCAUGCUCCAGACCGUAUUGGGCAAAGGAUCAUACAAUUUGAACGAACAGGCCCACGAUACCACCAUCCAAUUGAUCAAACAGGUGAUCGCCAAAGGAGUCAACGUUACCAAGGUGUUUGUCGAUACCGUAGGUCCCCCGGCAUCGUACCAGGCCAAAUUGCUGAAGAUCUUCCCCUCCGUUACCGUCACUGUCGCCAAAAAGGCCGACAGCAUCUAUCCCAUCGUCAGUACGGCCUCCGUCGUGGCCAAAGUCACCCGUGAUCUCAAUCUACAUUUCUACAACACCCAUUUGCCCCUUCUACACAACCACGCUCUAGGUUCGGGCUAUCCUUCCGACCCCCACACCAGCAAGUGGCUCCACGCCAACGUCGACCGUGUAUUCGGCUGGUGCUUUGGCCUCGUCCGCUUCUCGUGGCAGACGUCCAAGGACAGCUUGGAGAAGAAUAAUGCGGCUCCUGUCGUCUACGAGGCCCAAUGUAUCAAAGAGGACUCUGGAUAUCAUGAUGUAGGUGACUUCUUCCUGUCUUCCGACACUCCAGCCGCCAAUUCUGGCCUCAAUUCGUCUACACCACCCCUCAUAAUCGAUUCUCUGUACUACGGCUCGACAGACGUCCUGCUCUAG
Molecule: messenger RNA, 1077 nt
Organism: Debaryomyces tyrocola
Lineage: Eukaryota; Fungi; Ascomycota; Pichiomycetes; Serinales; Debaryomycetaceae
Source: the annotation of a GenBank genome assembly